Halichondria panicea is the source of this 904-nucleotide messenger RNA. RefSeq lists its product as uncharacterized. The coding region runs from base 159 to 737 and encodes 192 amino acids. NCBI's taxonomy places the organism in Eukaryota, Metazoa, Porifera, Demospongiae, Suberitida, Halichondriidae. The record is from RefSeq and is a predicted model, not a curated record. The transcript has 3 exons.
GAGUCCAGAGAGAGUCCAGUCAGCAAACUAAACAGGAAAGAGAACUCUCAAAGCUGCGCUGUAGCUGAUACAGAUGCAGAUCUAGGAGUUAGUGGCAGCGCUAGCAGGAUAGAAUUUAGUCAGCAAGUGGCAAAGCUUCACGAAUAUUCAGCUUCAGCAUGAGUGACAUUGUAUACAUUGUGGUGCCCAUUGUCGUGGUAGUGGUACUGUUGAAGGUGUGUCUCAUCUGUUGGCGAGUGUGGGCCUGUCAGCAGAGGCAACAGAGGUUGCCGAUAGUCCACCAGCCACCGACUAGGGUGGUGGUCAGGGGGCAGAGAGUGCGUGGACCUGCAGUGGCCAGAGUGGUAAGAGUGGAGAGGUGUGUCACAAAUGACGGCUCCUUUGCUCAACGCACCUCGUACGCGGUCAACCAAUCUGGUCAACCGCAACGCCAGUUCCAACGGACCGUUGUGAUCCGUCCAGCUGAUAACAGACGUCCCAAUGAUCCCAACAUGCCUCCCUCUUACGAUAUGGCCAUAACAGGAAAGGACAAAUCCGUUGCAGUUGAAAACGGCCCCAGAGCUGACCCCACCCUUCGUACGGAGGAGACCACACCCCCUCUAAGUGUCCCGUCUUACGAGCUGUCUAAUCCACCGGCCUACUCGAGUGUCCCCCGUGCCCCACCCACUCUACCCACGGCACUAGAGGAGGAGGAGGAGGACGUUGCUGUUGACGACACGACCAGGCUCCUCUCAUAAACCAUGCACAUUAUUCAGUAUUGUUAUGUUUAUAUAGCACAGCACAUACAUCAGGAGUGUAUGAAUAGUUGGAACUUGUUAUCUAAUUUUGUUGAUUUGAUUUGCCUUUUUUAUCAUCAUAAUUGUGUUUAAAUUUUGCAAUGAUACUUCGAUUAAUGAAUUAAGAA